GGCAUUCUGGUCGCUGAUGUAUAACGGAUUGGCCGCUUUCGCCAGCGUGCUGGGGCUUGUAGGAGCAAUGAGGUUGCUGCCCAAGCUUGUGUCAGCUUACACCCUUGUUCACACCGCCACACUAUCCUUCGUCACUCUCGCACUUAUCAACACCCUCCUUUCAUACGACCUCCGUUAUAUGAAUCCGGUGAUUCCGAGUUGGCGGAUAGACGAGACCGCGAUAUGCCGAGACAUCGAUGCUGGAUUUGGUUGGGAUGAGGAGUGGCUCGUGCAGUGCUCGAAAAGCUUUGGCAUGAUGCAGGUGGGCGUUGCUUGCGGUGGUCUGGUGCUGAUGAUUGCACAAUGGUGGGCGCUGGCUACUGUAAGAAGCUGGAGCAGCGAGCUGCAGGCCCGGCGGUCGAGUCGAAGCGAUAUCGAAAAAGCAGGCUUUUUGGUGGAGGAUGAUGUCUACGUAAUCAGGGAGAAGAGCGGAUGUUAGGAGAAGCGAGAGGCAUGUAACGUAAUGGCCGAUAUGACUAUACGACCACUUUCCAAUCAACCGCACCGGCAGCCCUCGACAAGAUGAACUGGACUCUAUGGAUGUGUUCGAGAUGCAGGCAGGAAGGUGUCAGAUGUAAUGCUCGUUGGGCGGCUUACAACCGUGCAAGUCUGGGCCUGACUGACGACAUGUGGCGCGUCUUCCUCAGAGUGCUGGACUGGCAUAUGGAUGACAGGAUUUUGAUCUGCAG
Molecule: messenger RNA, 728 nt
Organism: Macroventuria anomochaeta
Lineage: Eukaryota; Fungi; Ascomycota; Dothideomycetes; Pleosporales; Didymellaceae
Exons: 2
Coding region: 17-478 (153 amino acids)
Source: RefSeq, a predicted model, not a curated record